AUGUCGUUACAAACUCUGAAACGACGAGUUUCUUCAUUGGAAUAUAGAUAUGUCUUUCUUCAUGGAUUUGCAUCGGGACCAAGCACUCGGAAAGGCCAACAUUUAAAAGAAUUCUUUGCCAAACAAUCCAUUCCAUUAUUUAUUCCUGAUUUGAACAUUCCCAGCUUUGAAGAGUUACAGGUAUCACUCAUUCUAAAAUUCUUGGAAAAUAAUUUAAAUAUUGAAGAAAAAAAGGAUGACACAAAGGAUAUUAAGAGUAUUAAAUGGAGAAUAAUUGCAAGUUCUUUGGGUGGAUUUAUUGCUACGAGAUUUGCAGAAUUGUAUCCGGAACGAGUGGAUUCUUUAUUAUUGCUAGCUCCAGCGUUUGAUCUUCCAGAGCGAUGGAAAAAUCGAUUAAAUUUGGAAGAGUGGAAAUCGAAUGGAGCUCUCUCAGUCUAUAACUACAAAUCGAAAUGUAUGAACGCAGUCAAGUAUAUCUUUUAUCAAGAUUUGAAAGAGAAUCAUCCAUCCUAUCCAAUUCCAACCAAGUUAUUGAUGGACUUGGUCAAUAAUAACAAGGAUCAAAGUUUGAAAGAAACAUGUCAUUCUGAUUCAUCAACAACCAUCACCAUUGUUCAUGGCAAACAAGAUUCUAGUGUGCCCUUAGAUACUACCGAAGAAUUUAUUAGAAAAUGCAAUGAGGCAGUGCCUGCAAGUGGUGAUACGAUCGAUGUGCACAUCGUAGAGGAUGGUCACGAAUUAACAGAACCUUCCACGUUGAGUCUUUUUGAGAAAAUUAUUUCUGAAAAGUGGUUAUUGCGAUGA
Naegleria lovaniensis is the source of this 804-nucleotide messenger RNA. RefSeq lists its product as uncharacterized. The coding region runs from base 1 to 804 and encodes 267 amino acids. The transcript has a single exon. The record is from RefSeq and is a predicted model, not a curated record. NCBI's taxonomy places the organism in Eukaryota, Heterolobosea, Eutetramitea, Acrasida, Naegleriidae.